This is a messenger RNA of Trichoderma aggressivum f. europaeum, 618 nucleotides long. RefSeq lists its product as uncharacterized. Lineage: Eukaryota; Fungi; Ascomycota; Sordariomycetes; Hypocreales; Hypocreaceae. The transcript has 2 exons. Gene Ontology annotation, biological process: late endosome to vacuole transport; endosome transport via multivesicular body sorting pathway; protein transport. Gene Ontology annotation, cellular component: multivesicular body; ESCRT III complex. The coding region runs from base 1 to 618 and encodes 205 amino acids. The record is from RefSeq and is a predicted model, not a curated record.
AUGUCUAACCGCCAACUCGCCCGCGACAUGCAAGUCGAGUUCCAAGCCCGCUUCCAGGCGAAACAGGCCCGGCGCGAGGCCCAAAAGGCCGCCAAGCAGGAUCCCAUCCUCAAGAAGCAGAUCCAGGACCUGCUCAAGAAGGGCGAGACGCAAAAGGCCUACCAAAAGGCAAAGAUGCUGCUCUCCAAGCAGGCGCUCGCCGCCCAGAUGGACCAGAUGGCCGACAUGGCCGAGCUCUCGUCCGCCCAGAUCCAGGCCAACAACGCCAUGAACCGGAUGACGCACAUGAUGGCCUCGUCGUCGCGCACCAUGAACCUGGCCCAGAAGAAUACCAAUCCCGAAAAGACCCUCGUUACCCUGGAACAGUUCAAGCAGCAAAACGAAGAAUACGCCAUGACAAACGGCAUCUACCAGGACGCCAUCACCCAGUCCACCUCGGUCCAAGUCGGCGAGGACGCCGUCCACGAACUCCUCGGCAAGCUCGCCGACGACGCCGGCCUGGAACUCAGCUUCGAGCUCAACAAGGCGACGCCCGAAACCGCCGAGCCGCAGACGGCGGAGCCCACGGCCGAGGAGGAGGACAAGCUGCAGCAGAGGCUGCGUGCUCUGCGUGCUUAG